GUGUAUACAGUUUCCUGAAGGCAGGGAACGGGCGUAUGGUUGUGAGCGCCCGCUUCGACGGCAAGAAUAACGCCCGCAAAAUGCCUCACUUGAACCGGGAGUCGACGUUCUGGUCGUACAUACAGACGCUGUUAGAGGAUCUUAAAUGCUGUCCGUUCCUGUUGUCGGACGUGAAACUGGGCUCCACUUGUGAUAAGUGUGGAGCGAAGGGCUGUCCGCCGACACCGCCCGCGACAACGACAGCCGCCGCGAAGGGUUCGGUUGUGAAGAAGUCUGAGCCGUCGGUGUUGUCGACGGAUUGCAAACCCAAACCAAACGCUGUGACCAAAUCAGUGGCCACUGAGACGGUGUCCGUACACAUGGCCGCGCAGACACUGGUGUCGACCUCCUCUACACCUAUUAAACGCAAGAUUUCCGACAUUGAGUUUAAGUCAACGCCUGAUUCGAGUACAAGAAAUCCCGUGAGAGCUCCCAAAUCACCGAAACUCAUGAACAAUACGCCGGCGAUCGUUGCCUCGACCGCAGACAUAUCAACCCCUCCCACGCAUCGAAUUUCUAUUGUAACGCAUCGGACGGCACCCCCUAUGACCCCGACAUCUGUCUCUGUCCUAUUGUCACCCCCAACACCAGUACCGGUUGCGGCCGUUCCUAUACCCCCUAAUCCUGCGGAAUGGACUAUCGAUGACGUGAUCCGACACCUGAUAUCAGUUGACGCGUCCCUCGAAUCCCAUGCGGACACCUUCAGAAAACAUGAGAUCGACGGAAAGGCUUUCCUUCUACUAAACAGCGAUAUGAUGAUGAAGUACAUGGGCCUCAAGUUGGGUCCGGCCCUCAAGAUUUGUAACAUCACUGAUCGCUUGAAGUCCAACAAACGGGUGUCGAGUUAUUUGCACUAAAGACACACAAAACUCCUAAACAUUUUACAUAAAAAUACAGAAAACAAAACAAUAUAUUAUAUAAUAUCAAACAAAAUGCAAAUUUAAAGCUUAUUUUUCCUACAAAACAAGUCCAAGUCUCUCACCGUAUCUCUAAAGUAAUGUCUGUUAACACCUCUUUUGGAGUAUAUUUUUAUAGGUUUCCCCCAUUUGUUGCCUUAGUUUACGUAUAGUUUUGGGUUUAAAUGAACGACUAAAACAGUAAUUAGCGUUUGAUUUAUAGUAAUUUAUUUGAUUGCACUUAAAGUAGAUUAACGAACUCUUAUGGGAGGGGUAUUUAAAUUGUACAUUUAUACAAUUCACAAAAAUUAAUUUCAUCUUAAACUAUGGUAUAAUCUUUUAAUUGAAUAAUUAUACUUUUAGUCAGCAUUAGCCGAGUCAAAUCACGUGUAGUUAAUGGUAUCAUUCAAAUUAUAGCACUUGAAAACAUGUCGAUCAGGAGUACGUUAUUCUACUUUAAAAUUUCAUAGCCUCCCUUCCCAUUUGCUACUGUAUGUCUUACCUUUCUUUAGACUAUAAACAAAUCAAUUGUACAAAAAUGUGAACUAAAAAAAUAUUUAAGUCUUUAUCUAAUAUUUUUUGUCAAGAAUAAGAUGGC
Molecule: messenger RNA, 1533 nt
Organism: Oppiella nova
Lineage: Eukaryota; Metazoa; Arthropoda; Arachnida; Sarcoptiformes; Oppiidae
Source: the annotation of a GenBank genome assembly